AUGCGUCUGAACAAUAAUAUCCUUUCGGUUUGUCUUAUCAUUAUUCUGGGUUGUUUAUAUUGUCAUGGAGCACAGGCUACUAACAGUACAAAUUGUACUCAACUUAAUAUUGAUACUGAAUUGAAUCAAACUGAACUUGCAAUUAGUAAAUUGAUCGUCGAAGAUUAUUGUAAUUUGACAAAAGAUCAAAUAACCCAAUUAGUGAUGGAUAACUAUGGUGAAUACGUACGUUCUAUCGAUAUUGAAAUAAAAAAUACGACUAACUCGGUGUCCGUUUCGUAUUUAAUAACAUUCGCUUGUAAUUACACACAGACAACGACAUCAUCAAGUGGUACAACCCAAAAUACAACAAAAACUACGAACGUUAAUACACAACAAGCAACCUCAGCUAUUGCAGCAGGUAUUAGCGAUCGUACCAGUCAGGUGUCGACCAAAGCUGACCAAUAUGCAGCUGGUUGCAAUGAUACAACGAUGAAUUUUGAUAUGGGUGAUAAUAAAACGUUCUCUAUCGCGAUUAUCACCACGAAUCAAUCAUGGACAGAUGGAAUGACAACGGGGCGUUUCGCAACUGAUCAAGCGUAUUUAAAUGCCAUAGCCAGCGUAUGGAAAACUGGUUUAUUAAAAAUAUAUCCAAAUCAAGUAUCUGACGUUGUGGUUGUGUCAAAAACAGCUAGUGGCACUAAAUGGGUUAUUUCACUAAAAAUCACUUUAACAACCUCAAUCACGACCGAUACUCUUCGAGCUUCAUGGCGUUCAUCGAUAACACAAGUGUGGUAUACCAUAUUAACUCAAUAUUUUACGUCGGCCAAUAAGAAUGUCAAAGUACCAGCAACUGUACCAGCCAAAACAACCACUGUCAAUGUUAACACAAACAAAGUAGCUGUCCAGUCUGCACAAACCUCAUCGGCAUCCGCCAGCGGAACAAAAGCGUCUGGAACACAGUCCGGAACAAGUAGCAAUACAACCGUAACAAAAACAGCAACAGCACAACAAACUGCAUCAGGUAAUAAAACAGCAGAUACAGGCAAGAGCACCGGAACAAGUAGUAAUACAACCGUAACAAAAACAGAAACAGUACAACAAUCAGCAUCCGGCGGUAAAACAGUAGAUACAGGCAAGAGCACCGGACAAAGUAGCAAUACAACCGUAACAAAAACAGCAACAGCACAACAAACUGCAUCAGGUAAUAAAACAGCAGAUACAGGCAAGAGCACCGGAACAAGUAGUAAUACAACCGUAACAAAAACAGAAACAGUA
This is a messenger RNA of Didymodactylos carnosus, 1257 nucleotides long. NCBI's taxonomy places the organism in Eukaryota, Metazoa, Rotifera, Eurotatoria, Philodinida, Philodinidae. The record is from the annotation of a GenBank genome assembly.